Tarenaya hassleriana is the source of this 758-nucleotide messenger RNA. RefSeq names its product alpha carbonic anhydrase 7-like. The record is from RefSeq and is a predicted model, not a curated record. The transcript has 5 exons. NCBI's taxonomy places the organism in Eukaryota, Viridiplantae, Streptophyta, Magnoliopsida, Brassicales, Cleomaceae. Gene Ontology annotation, molecular function: carbonate dehydratase activity; zinc ion binding. The coding region runs from base 4 to 702 and encodes 232 amino acids.
AAAAUGGAGAAAUCAUCAAUCCGAUGCAUAUUCUUCCUUCUCUUCGUAAGCGCCGCCGCUGUUUCCCGUAUGAAUGCAGCAUCAAGUGGCGGAGAAGUCGAGGAUGAACAUGAAUUCGACUACGAGAAGAACGGGGCGAAGGGGCCGAAGAAUUGGGGGAAGCUGAAGCCGGAAUGGAAAUUGUGCGGAGAAGGGAAAAUGCAAUCCCCUAUCGAUCUUUUCCACGACAGAGUUAGGCUUGUUUCAAAUACCGGAAUGCUUAAUGAAGAUUAUCAUCCCUCUAAUGCCGUUCUCAAGAACAGAGGCCAUGACAUGAUGUUGAAAUUCGAACAUGGAGCGGGAAGCAUUGAGAUCAAUGACAUGCAAUAUGAACUAGGACAGCUUCACUGGCAUUCACCCUCUGAACACACUAUCAAUGGCAAAAGGUUUGCUCUUGAGCUGCACAUGGUUCACGAGAGCAAAAACGGAAGUCUCGCUGUCGUUACUGUCUUAUACAAGAUCGGGAGACCGGACGGUUUUCUCGGCUCGUUGGAGAAGGAAUUGAGGGCUGUUUCUGAUGAACACGAGGGCGAGAAUAAUAUCGGAGUCAUCGAUGCGAGAAAAGUCAAACUCGUGAGCAGAAAAUAUUAUCAAUACAUUGGGUCACUUACCACCCCCCCUUGUACACAAAAUGUUCUUUGGACCGUCCUUCGAAAGGUAUAAUUAUCAUUUCGUUUUCACAUAAUUAAUUAAUGCCCACAAUUUAUAACGAUGGCUGC